AUGUCAUAAUUAUUAAAAGUAUAAAAGAAUCAAAUCACUAUCCCUAAAUUCAACUUCCCAACUAUUUUUUAAGUUGUUCUUAAAGAUAUGCAAGCAGAUGAACAAGACUGUACUUUUACUUAAAUAAUAGAAGUUGUUUAAAGUAACUGCGAAAAUGGUUAGUAGCUUAAAGACAAGAAAAUAUCAUCAGAUUUUUAUCAAUUAUUAGAUUUAAACUAACAUCCAAAGUAUUAUAUCAGAAUAUUUGUAUAGUUCUAAAUAAUAUGCUAAAUUUUCAUAAGAAGGAGUAAUUAAUAUCUUGAUUUACUCAAAUAUAGAUGAAGAAUGCAAAGAAUUAUUAGAAAAGCUCAUUAUAAAGUUAUGCAAAGAAAAGUGUAAUAUUUUCAUAGAAGAUCAAUUGCUAGAUUAAAAUUAACAUUUCCUUAAUAAAUCAAAAUUUAUACUAAAAUUAAACUAAUUAUACUUUAUUUCUUUAAUAAUUAUAUUAGGAGGUGAUGGAAAUAUUUUACAAAUUUUAAAAUAACUCUAAACUUAAAAAAUCCCACCUAUUCUAACAUUUCAAGUAAGAGCUAAUUCCUUUUUUUGCGAGUUUGAAAAAAAUAAUAUGGAUAAAAUAUUAGAAGAUCAAAUUAAUCAUUUUCGAAUACAUCGUAAAUUUAAUACUAAAAGAAAAAUAAGAAUUGAAGGAAUUUUAAAAUAAGGAAAUCUAAUAAAAUUUUAAUAUCAUGCUUUAAAUGAGUUUGUUAUUUCUAGAGAAUCGAAUACGAAUUUUUUAUUUAUAGAAAUAUAUAUCAAUAACAACUUAUUAACAAUAUCAUCAGGAGAUGGGAUUAUUAUUUCUACUCCUACAGGAUCCACUGCUUAUUUUUUAUCUGCAGGAGGACCUAUCAUAUAAAGUGAUGUUCAUUCAAUCUCUAUAGUCCCUAUUUGUCCAUUAUCAUUAUCUUUUAGGCCAAUCAUAUUACCUCCUUGUAUAAAUAUUACAAUAAAAUUAUCAAAUAUAAGUAGAUCCAAUGGAGUCAUUAGUGCUGAUGGUUAAUAAACAUUUGAAUUCAGUAAGGAUAUGAUAUUUGAGAUAAAGAACUCUUCUUAUGGAAUUGAUUGUAAAUUAUCUAUUAAAUCUAGUAAUUGAAAAAGACUAAACAAAUUAUAGAGAUUGGAUAAAUAGUUUAAGAAAUAAGUUAUUUUGGAAUACAAUGAUUACAGAAUGA
This is a messenger RNA of Paramecium pentaurelia, 1211 nucleotides long. The record is from the annotation of a GenBank genome assembly. NCBI's taxonomy places the organism in Eukaryota, Ciliophora, Oligohymenophorea, Peniculida, Parameciidae.